Opisthorchis viverrini is the source of this 570-nucleotide messenger RNA. RefSeq lists its product as hypothetical. The annotation marks the transcript as partial. The record is from RefSeq and is a predicted model, not a curated record. NCBI's taxonomy places the organism in Eukaryota, Metazoa, Platyhelminthes, Trematoda, Opisthorchiida, Opisthorchiidae. The transcript has 5 exons.
AAGGAGAGAAUCGUUGGCUUGUUCACUGAGCUGGGCAAUUUGGUUGCAAACGUUUCAUCACCAAUCGAGGUGACAUCAUCACGGUGGGUUAGUGGUUGUGCCGCUACGCACUACUACGCACUGAUGAUUUCACCUCGAUUGGUGAUGAAACGUUUGCAACCAAAUUGCCCAGCUCAGCGAACAAGCCAACGACCAUCUACACUACCUGAGCUACCGACAUUCUCCUCUAUAGAAACAGGAGAGAAUCUCAUGUGCCACGCAUCAAAUCCUAUGGACAUAGCCGGUGAUACAGUUGGUGGAGUGAGAAAACUGCGGUCGGUGACCAGACCAUUAAAGAUCGAUGAAGCGGAAUUACGAACCCAAUUCUUCCUCUUGAUGUUCGGGAUUGUCGAACCUACGCGUCACUCAAAGUUCCGUAUCGGGAACCUCAACAAGGAGGCACUGGUGUAUACUGAUUUUGGCGAAUAUGCACUCAUUUGCAAACUAAUUUGGUUUUUCGAGAGACUCACCUGGAACCCAGCUGAAUCUCUCGCUCGUGAUGUUUCCAAGCAACCGAAUGUGCUGCACUAG